AUGGUGAAGUGGGCCACUCAAUCGUUGAACGACUAUCGAAAAUGUUAUGUGAUCGCAAUCCUGCAAGUUCUUAUAUCAUUCGUUCCUGAGCAAAACUGUUUUCAUAUCAGUGGGUUUCUUGAUAUGCACCGCUCUGAAUGCCUUGAAAUACUUUCUCAAGUCAGAUCUCCCUAUUAUGAUAUGAAAGUCAAGGGAGGAUCUGCCCAAGGCAACAUCAUUUUUCAGCUCGUCCCUAUUUCAAGUGAUCUUGUAAGCGAGCUCGUCUCUAUUUUAAGUGAUAUUGAACGCGAGCAAUGGGAGCGUCAACGCCUUCAACGUUCUUUCGACACCACCCGAACUUCGGCUGCCAUACAAGCCAAAUACCACCAGCUCAAAGCUGCCCGACGAUAA
Molecule: messenger RNA, 390 nt
Organism: Aspergillus luchuensis
Lineage: Eukaryota; Fungi; Ascomycota; Eurotiomycetes; Eurotiales; Aspergillaceae
Exons: 1
Coding region: 1-390 (129 amino acids)
Source: RefSeq, a predicted model, not a curated record